Didymodactylos carnosus is the source of this 2168-nucleotide messenger RNA. NCBI's taxonomy places the organism in Eukaryota, Metazoa, Rotifera, Eurotatoria, Philodinida, Philodinidae. The record is from the annotation of a GenBank genome assembly.
AUCGAGGCUUUAUGAUAAACACGGUGACACUAGUAGAGCAAUUGAGUAUAUAAAUAAAGCAUUAGAAGUAAUGCUAACUUCGCUUCUACCAGAUCAUCCUACCUUUGCUACAGUCUACAGGAACUUAUCGAUGAGUUUAUACGGGCAGGGUAAAUUCAACGAAGCUUUAAUUAAUAUGAAAAAAUCACAUGAAAAUCUAGUAAAAAAUAUUGUCCACCAGAAUAUCCAGAUAUUUUUGAAGCUGAAUGGGCAAUUGAAAGAAUUGAACUAAAAAUUCGACAAGAACUACGCAAGUUUAUUAAUCAAGAGGAACUUUUGGAAAUUUUUGCUGAAAAUUUUAGUUCAUAAUGCACUAUAGUAGUAUCUAUUGCUAUUUGUAUGACGAGACAUGUAAUGAACAAAAGGACUUAAGUUUUUUAGGUUAGGUAUAAUCCUUUUUAUUUUGUCUGAAGUUAUGUUUUUUGUUUCAUUCUUCUGAUGCUAUUUUGCUUUUGUAUUUUCUGUUGACAUAGAAUUAGCGGGGCGGGGAGGGGGAGUUGACCUGCCAAACUUUUUGUUGCCCCUAGCCCGUAAAAUUUUUCUUUAGUCCGAGCUCGUGAGCCCGACUCCAUGAAAAAAUUCAUUUGUCCCAAGACGGUUUUGUACCGCAAAAGAGAACCACGGGCUUUCUCGUACUGUUUACGCCGUUCUUUUAAAAAGAGCUGUCGCUAUCGCACGGCACAACUGGAACACACAGCAUCUUCUUAAAACUUGAACAAUGAAGGAAGGAAAGGAGAAUUCGAAAAUUGUUUCGUCUGAUCCAGUCAGCACAUAAUGGAAAAUAUGAGAAAUCUUUGUUUCUGUCUGAUCGUUUCAUUGAACUUCUCAUCGUCAUCAGAGAAUUGUAUUUCUUUAUCUAUUCAUUAAUUAUGUCACUUGUUAAUGCUGAGAGUAAUAAUAAUUUGAAAACAAAGUUACAAGCACUGGUCACAGUGAAAGAUCCAACGAUUUCAUUCAUUAAACCGGCUAUCAGUCGUAGUGAUUGUUGGACAUCAUUUUCUCGAAUACAAUUAUCGAAAGUUUCCCAAGACUACGUUGUUUGUUUAUCUUGUGGCAUUGUUUUGAAAUAGAUUAGUGAACACGGCACUAAAGUAAUGAACACUCACAGUUAUCCAAAGAAAAAUGGUAUAAAGAGUAUCACACCAAAAGGACGUCAACGUAUGAUCUCAUCUUAUUGUGAAGUACAACCAAAGGAUUAUGCAACAAUUAAACACCAACUAACAGAAGCGUGUGUCGAAUAUUGUGCUGUUGACAGUCGUUCAUUUGAAUCUGUAUCUGGUGACGGUUUUAUCAGCUUAGUCAAACAGUUAAUGAAUGCUGAAGCAAUAGUCGGUACGGCUGUACCAGUAAAAGAAUUAUUGCCUCAUCCAUCUACAGUAUAUCGUUUAAGGGGAAGUAGUACAUUCGAAGGACAAUCAUUUACGCGUUUUCUCACGUCGAAUAAUUCAACAGAGAUUGAUCAACUUUUCAUUGGGGGUCAAAUUAAAAAACAAAAUCAAAUUGUUGAUCUACCAUAUGCACCGGGGUUCAUUAAAGUGCAUUGUAACAAUAGUGGUUUAGAACAGUUUACUAGCUGCGAUUCGAACAAUGACAUCUAUUUUGAUGGUGUAAAAUUUAAGCAACAUUUAUAUGAAUGUAUUGCAUCGAAGCGACAAUUAUUUAAUAUUGAAUUAGAUAGUGUUUCAUCAAUUGAGACCAGUGCCAGUGUACCGUCUACAUUGAAUUUUUCCAGCACAAGAUUAAAGUUAAUCUUUGAUAUAUUUCAACAAAAUAAACUCAAUCAAUGCUCAGCACAGCCACGGUUACGUCAACAAUGCGAAGUCUAUCAUCAAUUAUUAGAAAAAGGGCGACAAUGGAUUACAUUUGCGAUUGAAAAACUGUCAGCUCAUUAUUGUGAACAUUACUUUUUAAUGAAUGUGAAUAUACUUGAACAUUAUUCUUCAAAAUUGUUAGACAGAGCAGUUAAUAGGCUACAAUCGUUAGUAACUAUUCCAUUAUUCGACGAAGAUCCAAUAGAUAUGAUCAAUGAGAGUGACUUCAACAGUAAUGAUAUUAAUAGAAAAAACGAUGAAGAAAUGAAUGCUCAACGUCAUUAUGAUCUGAUUUUAUUAGAAUAUUUUCCACACUAG